Molecule: messenger RNA, 1431 nt
Organism: Patiria miniata (bat star)
Lineage: Eukaryota; Metazoa; Echinodermata; Asteroidea; Valvatida; Asterinidae
Product: cytochrome P450 2J2-like
Exons: 5
Coding region: 1-1431 (476 amino acids)
Biological process (GO): xenobiotic metabolic process
Cellular component (GO): cytoplasm; intracellular membrane-bounded organelle
Molecular function (GO): oxidoreductase activity, acting on paired donors, with incorporation or reduction of molecular oxygen, reduced flavin or flavoprotein as one donor, and incorporation of one atom of oxygen; iron ion binding; heme binding
Source: RefSeq, a predicted model, not a curated record
AUGUAUAUGAACAUCCGGCAUGGAAAUCCGAAUAAGCUUCCUCCAGGACCAGGACGUCUUUCUUUUCUGGCUGAUUUCAUAUUACGACCAUCAAUAUUCAGAGAAAUGCCGCAUGAAAUCUUCUAUAGAUUGUAUCGACGAUAUGGAUCAAUAUACAUUGUGGAACUUUUCAUGGUCAAACUGGUAAUCAUCCACGGAGCUGAACUGAUACGAGAGGCUUUUCACAACAAGCACAUCCGUGAUAGACCGUCCGUAAGAAUCCUGCGUCAUGUGCUGCACGGUGAAGGGGUGGCAUUUGCAUCAGGAGAUGCAUGGAAAGUUCAGAGGAAGACUGCAAUUACCUUCAUGAAGGACUUUGGUCUGAACAGAACGGAUUUUGAUGACCAGAUUGCGGUUGAAGCUGACCAUCUUGUGGCUGAGAUGUCUAAGCAUGAAGGCCGGCCAUUUAGUCCCUAUGUCCUCAUGGCCAAUGCCGUAUCCAACGUUAUCUGCAAGAUGAUAUUUGGUACUCGCUACGACUAUUCCGAUCCCCAAUUUAAGCAGCUACUAGGGGCAAUAUACCGCAAUAUCCAGCUAAUAGGGGGCGUCACGGGUGCUCUACAAGUCAUGCCUGGUGCCCACCUGUUCGCUUGGUUACUGCCUCCGGUAAGAGAAACCGGAAGAAACCUCCAACUCAUACGUGAUUUCACGAGCAAGGCUGUUGAAGAUCACAUGAGAGACUUUGAUCCAGAUCAUCCACGGGACUUCAUUGACGUGUAUCUCCGAGAAAUGAAAUCUGCUGUAGGGAACAAGUCUCAAGCAAACCUAAAGGACAUGUACGCAACAGUGUCCGAUCUCUUCAUAGCUGGUACCGAGGCUACGUCAACCACAGUGCGAUGGGGGAUGUUGUAUAUGAUGGCAUAUCCGAACAUACAGACCAAGGUGCAACAAGAGAUUGACGCAAUUGUAGGACGUAACAGCUACCCCAGGAUGUCUGACAGGCCCAAGCUCCCAUACACAGCGGCCACCAUUCUUGAGAUUAUGCGCCUUGGCAAUGUUGUUCCUCUAGGAGCACCCCACCGGGCCUCCCAAGAUACUGUGAUCGGUGGCUACCACAUCCCAAAAGGAAGUAUUGUCUUCGCCAAUAUAGGAGCAAUCGGACUUGAUUCUACGGUCUGGAAAGAACCAGACAGGUUUAACCCAGCAAGGUUCUUGGACGAGUCCGGGAAACUGGCCAAGCGAGAAGAUGAUAUGAUACCCUUCUCAACAGGCCAUCGCAUAUGUAUCGGAGAGCAAAUGUCAAAAACCGAACUCUUCAUCUUCUUCACACGUCUCAUCCACAGGUUUACAUUCCGUAAACCGGACCAUUCUCCGCCCAUCUCCUUCCAUGGUGUAGCAGGGAUCACCUUAUCUCCUCUUCCAUUCGACAUUUGCGCAAUUCCUCGAGACUGA